Molecule: messenger RNA, 1949 nt
Organism: Nipponia nippon (crested ibis)
Lineage: Eukaryota; Metazoa; Chordata; Aves; Pelecaniformes; Threskiornithidae
Source: RefSeq, a predicted model, not a curated record
GAUCUUAGAAUCUCAAGCCAUGUAUUUCCUUGGACUGCUGUCUUUGCUUGUUUGGCAAAGCAAAGCCUUCAAGACAAAUUUUCCUGAUGAAACCAUUGCUGAGCUUUCUGUGAAUAUUUACAAUCAGCUGCGAGCUGCAAGAGAAGAUGAGAAUAUUCUUUUCUCUCCUCUGAGCAUUGCAAUAGCCAUGGGAAUGGUAGAGCUUGGAGCCCAUGGAACCACUUUGAAAGAAAUUCGACAUUCCUUGGGUUUUGACAGCUUAAAAAAUGGUGAAGAGUUUGCCUUCUUGAAGGAACUUUCUGAUAUGGCAACUACUGAAGAAAGUCAUUAUGUUCUGAAUAUUGCUAACUCUCUGUAUGUGCAGAAUGGAUUUCAUAUCAGUGACAAAUUUCUGCAGUUGGUGAAAAAAUACUUUAAAGCUGAAGUAGAGAAUAUAGAUUUCAGCCAAAGUGCAGCUGUAGCUACCCACAUCAAUAAGUGGGUGGAGAAUCAUACAAAUAAUAUGAUCAAAGAUUUUGUGUCUUCAAGAGAUUUUGGUGCUCUAACUCAUUUGGCUCUCAUCAACGCAAUUUACUUUAAAGGCAAUUGGAAAUCACAGUUCAGACCUGAAAAUACAAGAACUUUUUCUUUCACUAAAGAUGAUGAAAGUGAAGUGCAGAUUCCAAUGAUGUACCAGCAGGGAGAGUUUUACUAUGGAGAGUUCAGUGAUGGCUCCAAUGAAGCAGGUGGUAUCUAUCAAGUUCUGGAAAUACCAUAUGAGGGAGAUGAAAUUAGUAUGAUGAUCGUUCUUUCCAGACAGGAAGUUCCACUGGUCACGUUGGAACCACUGGUCAAAGCCUCGUUGAUUAAUGAAUGGGCUAAUUCUGUAAAGAAGCAAAAAGUGGAAGUCUAUUUACCAAGGUUCACAGUAGAACAGGGAAUUGAUCUGAAAGAUGUCUGGAGAGGUCUCGGAAUUACAGAGCUGUUCAGCAGUAGUGCUGACCUCACUGCCAUGUCCGAUAACAAAGAACUUUACCUUGCAAAAGCGUUUCACAAGGCAUUUCUAGAAGUUAAUGAGGAAGGAUCAGAAGCUGCUGCUGCCUCAGGAAUGAUUGCCAUUAGCAGAAUGGCAGUGCUGUAUCCUCAAGUUAUAGUUGAUCAUCCCUUUUUCUUUUUGGUCAGAAACAGAAGAACAGGUACUGUGUUAUUCAUGGGAAGGGUAAUGCACCCUGAAGCAAUGAAUACAAGUGGUCAUGACUUUGAAGAGCUUUAACUGCCACCAGUUACCAAAAAGAGGAGAUAAGCACAUAAAGUUUGAAGUUAAUAUAUUUAAGGUUUGCUGUGUUUUCCCCCAAGAUAUUGUUUAAAACGCUUUCAGAUCUAACUGUGUGCAAGUCAGUUUCCAGAGGAAAGCUUACAGUAUUAAAAUAAUGAUUCUGUUUCUGUCAUUGUGAUUGCCGUGUCCUUAAAAUAAAAUUGUGUACAUGUCAACAACUGUUUCUUGUUCUAGUGAAUUGUAAAGCAAAAAACCUUGCAAAUCCAUUAUUCGUCAUUCUUUUUAAAGUACAAAGACUGACUUGAUCAAUGAGACAGGAGCGGAAUGUGUGCAGCUCUGAAUAACGCAAAUGGCAAACCUUGAUGAUAAUUUAUAGAGUUGAAGAACCACAUCUGGACAAUGUGAUCUUUUCCUGUUCCUGUAAAAGUAGUAAACAGACUGCGAUACGCUGUCUCAUCAAAGUUAAUGGAACAAAUUAAGCCUAGUGGAUUUUAUUCUAUAACUGCGGUAGACCUUGUGUGAACUCUCCCACAUGUGAUUCUAAAAUGUUGCUUUUAUGAAUGCUCCUGCAUGCGACUCUGCAAUUCACCUUCCGUAACUGUUGAUGCCGAUAAAAUUUGAUCGCAUGAAUAUUUGAGACUAGUCAGUGUAGAAUAGCUAUGUAUGUGACUAAAGUAAAAUAGUUGAAUGGUAA